Molecule: messenger RNA, 1275 nt
Organism: Geosmithia morbida
Lineage: Eukaryota; Fungi; Ascomycota; Sordariomycetes; Hypocreales; Bionectriaceae
Product: peptide chain release factor 1
Exons: 1
Coding region: 1-1275 (424 amino acids)
Biological process (GO): translational termination
Molecular function (GO): translation release factor activity
Source: RefSeq, a predicted model, not a curated record
AUGAGAGCUGACAUUGGGCACUUUCGGAAUGGAUUAGACCCCUUCCGCCCUGCGCGGGGUCUCGCGACCUUAGCACCGGGUCUCCUAGCGCGCGCCGAGGCCCUGACGGCCGAACACGACGCCCUUCGAGAAUCUCUCAACACAUCGUUCGACCAAGCGAAGGCCAAAAGAUCGGGGGAACUGUCCCGCAUAGCCUCUGCGCUGCGGGCAUAUAAGGCAACGUACUCGUCUGUGCAGGAGCUGUCGUCCAUGCUCGAGACAGAACCUGCAUCGGCCGACGACGCGGAGCUAGCAGCCAUCGCGCGCGACGAGCUCAACAUAGAAAAGGAGAAGCUCGCAUCUCUUGAACGUUCCCUCGGUGCGAGUCUCGCCCCGCGCGACGCCUUCGCUGACCUCCCAUGCAUGCUCGAGUUCCGUCCGGGUCCAGGAGGGACGGAGAGCCGCUUCUUCACCGACACCCUCUUCCAGAUGUACCAGCGGCUAUGUCAGCGGCACGGACUACGCACCAACGUGGUCAAGUACGAUGUUGCUGACGGCGACGGCGACAGGUCCUCUGCUGCCGGUGAAGCGCCACUACAAGAAGCGGUUCUCGAAAUUUCCGAUCCAGCAAUGUACGACAUGUUCCGCAGCGAGGCAGGCAUGCACCGCGUCCAACGCAUCCCCAGCACAGAGAGCAAGGGGCGCGUCCACACGAGUGUAGCAGCGGUGUGGGUUCUCCCACUGUUCCCCGAGAACGGCAACUUGGGUGAUCUCAACAUCAACCCGGACGACCCAGACAGUGAUUUCUACGUAAACCCGCAGGAGGUGCGCGUCGAGACGAUGCGCGCCCGCGGCGCCGGCGGCCAGCACGUCAACAAGACCGAGUCGGCCAUCCGGCUCACCCACAUGCCCACGGGCGAGACUGUGUCGAUGCAGGAUCACCGGUCGCAGCAGCGCAACCGCCAGGAGGCAUGGAAGAUACUGCGAUCUCGCAUCGCUGACCGGCGCCGGGAGCAGCGUGAGGCGGAAGCUGCCCAGCUGCGCAACUCGGUCCUGGCCUCCAAGCAGAUACAUCGUGGCGAAAAGAUCCGCACGUACAAUUACAACCAGGAUAGAUGUACAGACCACCGCGCCAAUUUCGACGUGCAUAACCUCCCCGACGUUCUGGAGGGAGGGGAGACGCUCGACCGGGUCAUGCAGGCGGCCAAGGACUGGCUCGUCACCAGGGACAUUGAACUCGUCACUCUCGAGGAGGAGGCCAAGGCCAGAAAGGCCAUUGCUCAGAACAAAAAGUGA